GCCCAGGAAGCUCACUGCUCACUGCUGGACCCUGGAACCAGAGCAGGCGGGGCCAGCCCCUGCUGGGCCAAGAGCAACCCUUAGCUGGAGAGAUCUGGAGGGAAGGGCCUCCUCCCUUCAAGGACCAUCCGCCGGCUGGCCGCGCAGUGAGGGAGCCGAGUCUACAUGGACCCUGGGCGUCGCACCAGAGCGCGCUGAGAGGUGGCCAGCAAGCCGACCGGUGGAAUAGCCCGUCUCAGCUGGGAUAAUAUACAGGGCGCCCCAGAAGAUCGCUGCGCACGGAUUGUAUUAUGGAACUGAGUCUGCCCAAGACUAUCUCUCCCUAUGUGGAUUUAGGUGGGAUGAAUUUGGAAAGGCUCCCCGACGGCUUAAGACCUUCUCAGGCGCCCCACGACAUGGCUUCCAGCUUCCAUUUGCAAAGAUCUUCCGAAGCCAGAGAACCGAUUGAGAAUUCCGCCAGCGAAUCGUCAGACACCGAGGCACCAGAAAAAGAGCGAGGCGGAGCUCAAAAGAGCGACGAUGGGAAUGCCGACGAUCCGGCAAAGAAGAAAAAGCAAAGGCGGCAAAGGACUCACUUUACCAGUCAGCAACUUCAGGAGCUGGAGGCCACUUUCCAGAGGAACCGCUAUCCCGACAUGAGCAUGAGGGAGGAGAUCGCGGUGUGGACCAACCUCACGGAGCCCAGAGUCAGGGUGUGGUUCAAGAACCGGCGCGCCAAGUGGCGGAAGCGGGAGCGCAACCAGCAGAUGGACCUGUGCAAGAACGGCUACGUGCCGCAGUUCAGCGGCCUGAUGCAGCCCUACGAGGACGUGUACGCCGGCUACCCGUCCAACUACUGGCACGCCAAGAGCCUGGCGCCGGCGCCGCUCUCCUCCAAGAGCUUCACCUUCUUCAACUCCAUGAGCCCGCUCUCGUCGGCGCAGUCCAUGUUCUCGGCGCCCAGCACGCUGCCCACCAUGAGCAUGCCGUCCUCCAUGGGCCACUCGGCCGUGCCGGGCGUGCCCAACGCCGGCCUCAACAACCUGAGCGGCUCGUCGCUCAACACGGCCAUGUCGUCGCCCGCCUGCCCCUACGGCCCGCCGGGCUCCCCCUACAGCGUCUACAGGGACACUUGCAACUCCAGCUUGGCCAGCCUGCGGCUGAAAUCCAAGCAGCACUCGAACUUCGGCUACAGCAGCCUGCAGAGCCCCGGCUCCACGCUCAACGCCUGCCAGUACAACAGUUGACGGGCCUCCCCCGUCAAGGGACCGGCUGCGGCGCCCAGGGGCAAGAGGAGGCACGACGAGGAGGAGACGCUCUGGAGGGGGGAAGAGAAGGACGGACGGACCAGCCAUCUCUGGCCAGGAGAGAGGAGGGAGAGUGACGCCCAAAUCGAACCUAAAUUCAUGGAUGAGUUGCAAUUUUUUUUUUCUCCUCUGGAUGAUGCGGGUUUUGUAUGUGUGUUUACUUGAACUUGCACAGGACUUUCUGCUAUAAGCGUCCACUUUAUACAAGGAAAUACGGUAACGGU
Messenger RNA from Hemicordylus capensis (graceful crag lizard), 1510 nucleotides. It is a transcript of the gene PITX1, whose product is annotated as paired like homeodomain 1. The transcript is spliced from 5 exons. Bases 291 to 1226 code for a protein of 311 amino acids. The record is from RefSeq and is a predicted model, not a curated record. Gene Ontology annotation, molecular function: DNA-binding transcription factor activity, RNA polymerase II-specific; RNA polymerase II cis-regulatory region sequence-specific DNA binding. Gene Ontology annotation, cellular component: nucleus. Lineage: Eukaryota; Metazoa; Chordata; Lepidosauria; Squamata; Cordylidae. Gene Ontology annotation, biological process: regulation of transcription by RNA polymerase II; anatomical structure morphogenesis.